GCUUGGGGGGGUUCGCCUGUCCCUAUAAAAGCCCUGUUUGUGCUCUGAUCCAGUUCAAUCCUCAGUCAUGGAGACCCAGAGAGUCCAGUCCUCCUACAGGAAACGCUUCGGGCCUCAGGGCUCAAGCGGCGCCGGCGUCCGAAUCGGGGGCCUCUCCUCCAGCCGCCUCUCCUGGCACGGGACCCCCAGGAACCUGACCCACUCCAGCCCCGUGUCCCGCAUCUCCCUGGGCUCGGCCAGCUCGGCCCUGCUGCUGGGGAGUCCCGCAGACCGGCUGGACUUCUCGGCGGACUCCCUGAUGAAGGCCCAGUACAAGGAGACCCGCACCAACGAGAAGAUGGAGAUGAUGGGCCUCAACGACCGCUUCGCUAGCUACAUCGAGAAGGUGCGUCUGUUGGAGCAGCAGAAUAAGGUCCUGGUGGCCGAGCUGAACCAGCUGAAGGGGAAGGAACCCAGUCGGCUCGGAGACAUCUACCAGGAGGAGCUGAGGGACCUGAGGAGGCAGGUGGACGGGCUGACCUCUGGAAAGGCCCGGCUGGAGAUAGAGAGGGACAACCUGGCUGCAGACCUGGCAACCCUGAAGCAGAGAUUACAAGAUGAGAUCGGACUCCGACAGGACGCAGAAAACAACCUGAACACCUUCAGACAGGACGUAGAUGAAGCGUCUCUAAAUCGUGUCCAGUUGGAGAGAAAGAUCGACGCCCUGCAGGACGAGAUCAACUUCCUGAAGAAGAUUCAUGAGGAGGAGUUGCGUGAGUUCCAGGAGCAGAUCCUGGCCCAGCAGGUCCACGUUGACCUGGAUGUGUCCAAACCAGACCUGACAGCUGCUCUGAGGGACAUCAGGGUCCAGUAUGAGACCAUGGCGUCCUCCAACAUGCAGGAGACAGAGGACUGGUACCGGUCCAAGUUUGCUGACCUGACAGAUGCAGCCAAUCGAAAUGCAGAAGCCCUGCGUCAGGCCAAGCAGGAGGCCAAUGAGUAUCGACGUCAGAUCCAAGUGGUGACCUGUGACCUGGAGGCUCUACGUGGGUCGAAUGAAUCCCUGGAGCGCCAGCUCCGGGAGAUGGAGGACCGCUUCGCCAUGGAUACAGCCGGUUACCAGGAUACGGUGGGGCGUCUGGAGGAGGAGAUCCAGGCGCUGAAGGAGGAGAUGGCCCGACACCUGCAGGAGUACCAGGACCUGCUCAACGUCAAACUGGCCCUGGACAUCGAGAUCGCCACCUACAGGAAACUGCUGGAAGGAGAGGAGAGCAGGAUCACAAUUCCAGUUCAGAGCUUUUCCAACCUGCAGUUUAGAGAAACCAACCUGGACACUAAAACCCCUGAGGCCCAUGUGAAGAGGAGCAUCCUGGUCCGGACUGUGGAGACCAGGGAUGGGGAGAUCAUUAAGGAAUCAACCACUGAACACAAAGAUCUUCCCUAAACAACCAUUUCUUUGUAAUUAAUAGAAUUUUUUUGUUUGUUUUUAUUUUGUUUUUUAAUUUUUUUCCUUCAAACUCCAACUUGGCUGCAUCAUUUACAGGCUUUGUUUUCUAUCACUUAAUUAAAGCCUCCCCUUCUUUAGAAUAUCUACCAAAACAUUCAUUAUAUAUUCAUAUUUUUUGUACAGUUUCACUUUAAGUUUGAUUUAAUACAUGGGUCAAUAUGACUACAUGGUGCCUUUGGUGCAGAAUCGAACUGUCACCAUAAAAACAAUACAAAAUAAUGAAGUUCUGU
Sphaeramia orbicularis (orbiculate cardinalfish) is the source of this 1716-nucleotide messenger RNA. RefSeq names its product glial fibrillary acidic protein (gene gfap). The record is from RefSeq and is a predicted model, not a curated record. NCBI's taxonomy places the organism in Eukaryota, Metazoa, Chordata, Actinopteri, Kurtiformes, Apogonidae. Gene Ontology annotation, biological process: intermediate filament organization; regulation of chaperone-mediated autophagy. The coding region runs from base 68 to 1423 and encodes 451 amino acids. Gene Ontology annotation, molecular function: structural constituent of cytoskeleton. Gene Ontology annotation, cellular component: cell projection; cytoplasm; intermediate filament. The transcript has 9 exons.